CCCACCAGCCAUGCCCAUCGAGUUUCCCACCUCACCUGCCUAUCGGGCACCCCUCUCACCAUGAAUCUGUCCGGGUCCGGUCCCUACGGGGACAACCUCCGCUCCACGCACUUCCACUCCACCCCACGACUACAUUCCACCGACAUCGGCAUCUUCAAAUCCACCAUCCUCCCCUCCUUCACCCUCCACACCACCCUCGACAUCGCUGCCUUCAUCGCCUCCAAGGCCACCGACCGCGCCGAAAUCAAGGAUUGGUGCUGGCCCUCCAGUCAAGUCAUCAACGCCUGGUGGAGCGCCAUCGGCCACCAAGUCUACUAUCACCACGUCUCCCCGCAAACCGCCUGGUCGACCCUCUCCUGGACCGAAAAGGUUCUCCUUGCUUGUGUCACCGUCUGGGGCACUCGACUGUUCUCCCGCAUCGCAUCCCGUACCAUCACCCGCGGCAAGGAUGACCCGCGCUACGACCAGCUGAAGAAGGAAGAUCCCCAGGGAUUCUGGACCUCGGCUCUCUGGAAGCAGUAUCUGCCUGAGGCAGCCUUCUUGACUCUCAUCUCUCUGCCCUUCACCGUGCCGUUCCGGUUGACCUCCUCGACAUUGGCGCUGGACAGCGAUGUCCAGUCCGCGGUGCGGGCCCUCGGUGUCGCGCUCUUCGGAGCCGGAUUCGCCAUGGAGGUCAUGGCGGAUGCCCAGCUGGAGAUGCACCGCGAGGAACGGACCGACCUGUGCCGUCACGGCGUGUGGAGUAUCGUUCGACACCCCAACUACCUCGGCGAUACGCUCGUGCACAUCUCCUUUGCCGUCCUCAACGCCGCCAACAACUUCAACCCCAUUAUCCUUCUGGGUCCCCUGACCAACUACAUCUUCCUUCGCUUCGUGGGCGGCGACAAGCAGACCGAGGCGAGCCAGGAAUCGCGGUACCGUGCCGAGGACCCGCACAAGUACGAGCAGCUGCAGAGCUGGCGGCGCGAGAAGAAUAGCUUCUGGCCGGGAGUCACCGAGGUGAUUAACCCGUGGACGUGGGCGGUGGUGGGUGCCGGUGUGGUGGGGGUGGUCGCGGAGGAGGCCGUUCGGGGAUGGCUGACUCGGUGAUUUCAUGGUUCCAUAUACCAUUCAUUAAAUCAUAAAUCAUGUACACGGAUCACGUCUAGUCUACUCUACCACUUUCAAUUCCAAGAAUAAUGGGUUUAAUAUCCCCGU
Messenger RNA from Aspergillus ibericus CBS 121593, 1197 nucleotides. RefSeq names its product DUF1295 domain protein. Bases 61 to 1089 code for a protein of 342 amino acids. Gene Ontology annotation, cellular component: membrane. The transcript is spliced from 2 exons. The record is from RefSeq and is a predicted model, not a curated record. Lineage: Eukaryota; Fungi; Ascomycota; Eurotiomycetes; Eurotiales; Aspergillaceae.